AUGGUGUUAGACGGGGUGGUAGAUGCAUUAAGCUGGUACUCUGGCGAGAUGUCGACAUCAUUGCGUGACGCAGAUCGUGUAUUUGACAGUUUCUUCCGCUAUUGUCAUCAGGCAGGCCAGCCGAGGUGUGCCUUUGCCAGCCCAUCUGCUGACGGAGAAGACAAUAUAAACGCAAUAAGCGAACUCCAGCAGCGCUUCACGAAUAUACUGUCUGAUCUGAAAGCGUCCCCCCUCUGGACCACUCAUCCAAACCCAGACAUAAUCACCUAUUCCGACGUGAGACGUCUCCUAAGACUUGCCUUGUACGCGCCGAUCGACCUUUUCCCCACUCUCGCUAUCAUCCUAGCAGAUCUCGAACAACGGAACGCAACGAGCAUGGCUGAAUGGAAAACCAUGCUACGCGAGGAAAUGCAGCCAGCUCACUGCCUUAGCUCAGAAUGUCAGUCUGAUGCUCCGUGUCGUGAGGCAUGCCAAUACUCGUACCGCGUAGAAGUGACUGCUGGUACCGUAUGUUUGGACCUAAAUCAGAAGCUACUGAAUGCCACCCGCGAGGAAUACUGGGAUGAGUAUCUUCGGCCUUCCAUUGAGAGCAGCCAUUGGAUGGGGGACACGUUUGCAGAUUUCUUAAUGCCGUGUGCUAGAUGGAAUGGUCGAGGACCAGGGGAUUUCAAAGGACCUACAGGGGCUCAGGAUAUGUCCACACCUGUACUAUUCGUCAGUAAUACUCUGGAUCCAGUGACUCCUCUGGGCGAUGCCCAUGCUAUGUCCGCUUUGUUUGAAAAGUCUGUUGUAUUAGAGCAGCAUGCUGAAGGUCAUUGUUCCUUCGCUUCGCGUUCGGGGUGUACAGAUGAUCAUAUCCGAGCGUACUUUCAGACUGGGGAGCUUCCGGCACCAGGCACGCGUUGUGAGACAGAUAUACGUCCCUUUGGGGUCGAGGACGUGCUAGAUGGAACCUCCCCAGUGGAGCUAGAGAGGACGGAGCUGUGA
Molecule: messenger RNA, 987 nt
Organism: Aspergillus niger
Lineage: Eukaryota; Fungi; Ascomycota; Eurotiomycetes; Eurotiales; Aspergillaceae
Exons: 4
Coding region: 1-987 (328 amino acids)
Source: RefSeq, a predicted model, not a curated record